Molecule: messenger RNA, 2061 nt
Organism: Peromyscus californicus insignis
Lineage: Eukaryota; Metazoa; Chordata; Mammalia; Rodentia; Cricetidae
Gene: Acot11
Product: acyl-CoA thioesterase 11
Exons: 16
Coding region: 168-1952 (594 amino acids)
Cellular component (GO): extracellular exosome
Molecular function (GO): thiolester hydrolase activity; lipid binding
Source: RefSeq, a predicted model, not a curated record
GGGGCGGAGAUAGAGCAGCUGGCUCCGGAGGGCGGGAGCUUGGGAGGAGGAGCCCUGAGAAGCCGGCUGCUUUAGGAGCUGCUGGCCGCCCGUGGCUCAGGUGACCAGAGGCCCUCUAGGAGCGUGCAGACCCCCCAGAGCCUGGCCACCCAGCAGGCGGAGCAGCCAUGAUCCAGAAUGUGGGAAACCACUUGCGAAGGGGCUUUGCCUCUAUGUUCUCUGCUCGCACAUCCCGGAAGUCAGUCUCACACUCAGAGCACGGAGACGCCUCCGCCAUGGCAGAGGAGGAGGAGUACCGGAACGCCACGGAGGUGCAGAUGAGCCAGCUGGUGCUGCCCUGCCACACUAACCACCGUGGGGAACUGAGCAUUGGACAGUUGCUCAAAUGGAUCGACACCACAGCCUGCCUGUCAGCGGAGAGGCAUGCUGGCUGCCCCUGUGUCACGGCGUCCAUGGAUGACAUCUACUUUGACCACACCAUUAGUGUCGGCCAAGUGGUGAAUAUCAAGGCCAAGGUGAACCGGGCCUUCAAUUCCAGCAUGGAGGUGGGCAUCCAGGUGGUCUCUGAGGACCUGUGCUCUGAGAAGCAGUGGAAUGUGUGCAAGGCCCUGGCCACCUUUGUGGCCCACCGGGAGCUCUCCAAGGUGAAGCUGAAACAGGUCAUACCGUUGACAGAGGAGGAGAAGACGGAGCACGGGGUGGCAGCCGAGCGCCGGCGCAUGCGGCUGGUCUAUGCAGACACCAUCAAGGACCUCCUGAGCCACUGUGCCAUCCAGGAUGAUCUAGACAAGGAUUGCAGCAAUAUGGUGCCAGCCGAGAGGACCCGAGUGGAGAGCGUGGAACUGGUGUUGCCUCCUCAUGCCAACCAUCAGGGCAAUACCUUUGGGGGCCAGAUCAUGGCCUGGAUGGAGAACGUGGCCACCAUUGCAGCCAGCCGGCUCUGUCAUGCCCACCCUACACUCAAGGCCAUUGAGAUGUUCCAUUUCCGAGGCCCGUCACAGGUGGGGGACCGUCUGGUGCUCAAGGCCAUCGUAAAUAACGCCUUCAAGCAUAGCAUGGAGGUGGGCGUGUGUGUGGAAGCUUAUCGCCAGGAGGCCGAGACCCAGCGACGGCAUAUCAACAGUGCCUUCAUGACCUUUGUGGUCCUGGACAAAGAUGACCAGCCUCAGAAGCUGCCUUGGAUUCGUCCCCAGCCUGGGGAGGGAGAACGGCGAUACCGAGAGGCCAGUGCCAGGAAGAAGAUCCGCCUGGACAGGCGAUACCUUGUGUCCUGUAAGCAGGCGGAAGUGGCCCUGUCUGUCCCCUGGGAUCCUAGCAACCAGGUGUACCUGAGCUAUUACAACGUGUCCUCUCUGAAGACACUUAUGGCCAAGGACAACUGGGUGCUGUCUGUGGAGAACCGUGAGGUCCGCCUGUACAUCCUGGAGGAGGAGUUCCUGUCCUUUCACUUGGAGAUGGUGGUGCACGUGGACGCUGCCCAAGUCUUUACACUGCUCUCGGACCUGCGCCGGAGGCCAGAGUGGGACAAGCAUUACCGGAGUGUGGAGCUAGUGCAGCAGGUGGAUGAGGAUGACGCCAUCUACCACGUCGUCAGCCCUGCCCUGAGUGGUAAUACCAAGCCCCAAGACUUUGUGAUCCUGGCCUCCAGGCGGAAGCCUUGUGACAAUGGGGACCCCUACGUCAUUGCACUGAGGUCAGUCACACUGCCCACACACCCUGAGACACCGGAGUAUCAACGUGGAGAGACUCUUUGCUCAGGCUUCUGUUUGUGGCGUGAGGGGGACCAGUUGACUAAGGUUUCUUACUACAACCAGGCCACCCCCGGCUUUCUCAACUAUGUGACCACCAAUGUGGCCGGCCUGUCCACGGAGUUCUACAAUACUUUCAAGGCUUGUGAGAGUUUCCUGUUGGACAACCGGAAUGACCUGGCCCCCAGCCUCCAGACCCUCUAGGCACCACCCCACCCUGCCCCAGGUCUUACACAGUGCGUGGAGCAAAGCAGAGGCAUUUAUUCACCCUGACUCCCCAGGGAAGCCUUCCACAUUAGAUGGUCCAGUCCUA